UUGCAAAAUCCACAAACUCAAAAACCAAAUACCAACAGCCAAUUAGAACCAAACAACUCAGACAUCUUCCACUUAUUCAAUUCCACAUCUUAUCCUCUCUGCAGCCACCAAUCCCUUCUCUCUAAAUCUAAACAACAAAACACCAUCUCAUCCUCUCCACACUCCAGCCCCAAGAAACACACACAACAAACAGCUCACAAUCAGUGUCUAGCCAUGGCUCUCUCAAUUCCCACAAACCUCUACAAGCCAAUUUCAAACCCCAGGCUCAACUCUCAGUUCACAGCAAAGCCAAAGCUAGCUAAUAUUGUCUGCUCUGCUGCACCACAGAACAAUAAUAUCUCCACUUCUGCAGACCAGGAGAGCUCAGCAUCAUCACUCAAGGCAUUCUCAGCUGCUCUAGCACUGUCCUCAAUUCUGCUCUCGGCUCCGGUGCUCCCGGCAUCCGCAGACAUUGCAGGGCUCACCCCAUGCAAGGAUUCUAAACAGUUUGCUAAGAGGGAAAAGCAACAACUCAAGAAGCUCGAGUCCUCACUCAAAAUUUAUGCACCAGAUAGUGCUCCUGCCCUUGCCAUCAAAGCAACCAUGGAGAAGACCAAGAGAAGGUUUGAUAACUAUGGAAAGCAAGGUUUGUUAUGUGGAUCAGAUGGAUUACCACAUCUGAUAGUGAGUGGUGAUCAAAGACACUGGGGAGAGUUCAUUACUCCAGGGAUUUUGUUCUUGUAUAUUGCCGGAUGGAUUGGAUGGGUCGGAAGGAGCUACCUGAUUGCAAUCAGAGAUGAGAAGAAGCCGACACAGAAGGAGAUCAUCAUCGAUGUUCCGUUGGCAUCAAAGCUCCUCUUCAGAGGCUUCAGCUGGCCUGUGGCUGCUUACAGAGCUUACCUCAAUGGAGAUCUGAUUGACCCCUCUGUCUAAACCUGUGUGUGUCUUUUUAUCUAUCAGUCCUCUGUUUAUUCUUAAUGUAAUGCUACAAGAAAUGUACAUCAACUUUUCAUGGAAGCGGAGUGAUGGAAUUUUUUUUUUUAAA
Daucus carota subsp. sativus is the source of this 1024-nucleotide messenger RNA. Its product is annotated as photosystem I reaction center subunit III, chloroplastic-like. The record is from RefSeq and is a predicted model, not a curated record. Lineage: Eukaryota; Viridiplantae; Streptophyta; Magnoliopsida; Apiales; Apiaceae. Gene Ontology annotation, cellular component: photosystem I reaction center; photosystem I; chloroplast thylakoid membrane. Gene Ontology annotation, biological process: photosynthesis. Bases 214 to 912 code for a protein of 232 amino acids. The transcript has 2 exons.